UGGGGGUCAUGACUUGAGCUUAAGGCAGGUCCGGUAGUGUCCUCUCACAGGGGUCACAGUCGCCCGCGGCUCUUAUUAGCAUAGCUGUUGCCGGGCGGAGUGCAGCUUGUCGGGACGGACUGUGGCAGAGGACGCAGCUGUCACAUGCUGGAGGAGCGGUGACUGGAAGCUGAGCAGAGGGACGAGGGGUUGAGUUUAGUGGCCACAUGUCGUCAAAUGGGAAACGUUUUUAAGACAAACGGAAACCAGUUAAACAGUCAGUUAGUGUUUUAAACUUGACGCGUUCGAAGUUGUUUUCCGUUCGGUCUGGAGCGCGUUACGUCGUUUGAAUAACGUUACCGGGGAGACGGUAGUUACGACGACGGGUCGCUAUAAAUACGUGCGGGCGAUAUUUAGUAAGCGCUCAAAGCCUUCGACGGGAACCAAACCAUCUGCAGGAGCCGAGUAGGACACCAUACGAAGGAGAGGACCGAGGCAGCAUGGUUACCACAAAGGGAGCAGGUCUGAACCCCAAUGCUAAAGUGUGGCAGGAGAUCCCUGCCCACCAGAAUGACAUCCCAGAGGGGACUGAGGAUUCUCCUUGGCUACUGACCUACCCCCCUCCCGCUGAGAUGGCCGAAGACGUUCCUUCUUCAGGGGUAAAAGGAUCCGAUGCUGAAUACCCUGACAAAACUGCUGACUAUGCCUCUGUACCCACAGAGGGCAUUGAAAAUGGCACUGACCACCCUGACUCAGGGUAUUUAGCCUUUGACCCUCAAUGCGAAUCAGCCAUAGAUGCUGAUGCUUCUGAAGAGCAACCAAUGUCUGAGGAGAGCCUAAGAGAGUCCUUGAAGAAACAGCUCGAGUUCUGCUUUUCUAGAGAGAACCUGUCCAAGGACCUGUACCUGAUAUCCCAGAUGGACAGUGAUCAGUUUGUUCCCAUCUGGACCAUUGCUUGCAUGGAGGACAUCAAAGCCCUUACCACUGAUGUGACCCUCAUUCUGGAUGUACUGCGAGCCUCGCCUAUGGUGCAAGUUGAUGAAGCUGGAGAGAAGGUUCGGCCAAACCACAGUCGCUGCAUCAUCAUUCUGAGAGAGGUGCCGGAGACCACACCUAUUGAGGAAGUGGAGGCUCUUUUUCAGAGUGAAAACUGUCCAAAAGUGUUAAGUGCUGAGUUUGCACACAACAGCAACUGGUACAUCACAUUUCAGUCUGAUAUGGAUGCACAACAGGCCUACAGAUACCUACGAGAGGAAGUGAAAACAUUCCAGGGAAAACCAAUCAUGGCCCGCAUUAAGGCCAUUAACACAUUCUUUGGUAAGAACAGCUUCCGCAGUGUGGACACAAGUGUAUACAGUCAGCAUGCCCAACCGCAGGCUCAAUAUAGCUCCCAAGUCUACAUGCAGCAGGCGUACAGCCCUCAGCAGCAGUACCCUGUGUACCCUGUGGUGUCGCCCUCCUGGAACCCUGCGGUCAUCCCCUACUUUGAAACGCCACUGGCACCUUUCCCGCACAGUGGAUUCAUGAAUGGUUACAGCAGCCCUGGAAACUACGAAGCAAACACAAGCUCCAUCAACACCCAUCGACCCAUGAGCAGGAACCGAAACCAUGUUAAGGGUCACCCUAGGCCCGGAGACGUGCCUUCUUCUCAGGCUCCGGUGCCCCUGAUGGAUGGCCUGUCUGGUCCCUCGAGUCCGCAGCCCUUCCAGACAUCAGGGAUGGCUUCUGGCACCACUUCGGCAACAGCUUCUCUACCAUCCUUCGGCUUUAAAGACAGUUCUUCACAGGCCACCAUACCCAGUGGAUAUCUGAGUGCGUCUACACGGGGAAGGAGAGGUAGCUACAGAGGCAUGAGGAGGAAAAGAGAAGAUGAACAUACCACGAGGCCUGUCCCUCUGAUGGAGGCCAAGGUAACUCCUCCACCAAAGUUUGACCUGGCAGCUUCCAAUUUUCCUCCUUUGCCGGGAUCUGUGGUCAGUAUGCGGGGAGAGAAUAUGCCAGAGAUGCGCCUUUCUGAUGUUGUGCGUGGCCUAAAGGUGACAAACAAGCCUGUGAACAAAGAGGUUAACGGGUCCAAAAAAACAAACCUCUCUGAAGAUGCUGUAAGCAAACCAGAUGCUGUGACCCAACCAGAUGCUGUGACCCCGGUUGCUAAACUUGCUCCUGUGGCACCACUCGCAGUGGCACCACUCGCAGUGGCACCACUCGCAGUGGCACCUCUCACAGUGGCACCACCAGUCUUAAGUGUUUCUCCUCCGGUAAAGGAAGAGGAAAAAGCUGAACCUUCUAUCCCAAACGAAAACAUCUCCACGGCCUCGCAGCCUGCCUCGCAGCCUGCCUCCCCAACAGCAUCCAAACCUGCUCCCACCGCCUGCAGCCAGUCUGUUUCUACAGAAGCACCUUCUUCAUCUCCCCCAUCUCCAACAUCGGACCUGGGGGCAAAAAAACUGAGCUAUGCAGAGGUGUGCCAGCGGCUGGCCAAGGACCCGCCCCCGGCACAGACGCCCUCUCCCUCCCCUCCUGCCUCCUCAGCUGGCCAACCCCUGCAAGAGCUCAAGGCCAACAAGGUUGAGGAGCCUCGGGCCAACUCCAGGCGCUCUACAGAGAAACCCGGAGACAGCCGCCCGCCUCGUCAACCGUUGCGCUCCUUCAGAGGGGCGAAUGGCCAAGCCAGAUCCGGAGCAAUGAAGAUUCGGGACCAUCCGAGAGGCUUGAAUACUGGCAAACCAUUUUCCCCACACAGGGGACCCAGACGCAGUGGCAAAGAACAGAACAUUCCCCCAAGAUCUCCAAAAUAACAAAAGGAAAAAGGAACCUAUAAAACAUGAACUAAAACGGAAAAGAAAAAACAAUAUUUAUGUAAAUAUAUAAUAUAUGUAAAUAGACAGAUGAAUAUAUUUCAUUUGACAGACUUUUUCAAAGAAUCUUAAUAUUGUUGCAGACCUGAAAUAAUUUUUUAGGAAGAUGCAUAUUGUCUGCUGACAGAAUUGAUAAAACAUACUUUGCUUAAAGUAAUAUCACCAUGACGUUCCCAAAAGAUGCCUCCAUCAACAGGCUAAAUCUUUAGUGUGUGUAUGCGUAUGAUAGCGUAAGUGGGACGAAGAGGGAUGUUGUUAGUUAUUAAUACAAGGUAGUCUAACAUUAAGAAAGCGCUGUCGCCAUCCAAAAUGACGAAUAAGGCAUUGCUUUCUUUGGUUAUUGUUGGCAUGUGAGUCAUCUAGAGUGUUAUACCAAAUUUGUUGAAAUCAAGGCUGUACGUAUGAUUAUGUAUGAUACGGAAGAUGUUGAAUCUAUGGCAGAAUUAUAGAAAACAGAGGGGUGGUACAGAAGGUUUGAACUUUGAGUAGCUAUAUUUCAAGGCCUUACAUUAUUUAGAAACCAUCUACAAAAGAUGCUGAUGAAUACGGAAUAUGUAUUUGGAACAUUACGUUGUGUAAUGAUUAUUGUCCUUCAGUGUUUUGUAGUAGUCAUCUUUGUGAUGCAAAUAUUAGAUCAAUACUAACGUUUGAAAUAAGCCCUGUAUACUUACUGGAGUAGAUCAGCUUAUUUUGGGGGGGGUUUGCAGGCUUGUAUCAGGGAUGUAACUCCUGUGCACAUCUGUAUAUCUUGUACAAAUUCUAGAGCAUGAAAACUCAUAAGAAUAGUAGUUGUCAGCCUCGGAGGGUUAUCAGGAUUAAGCAGGAGCAGAAAGACUCCAUGUUUUUUCAGAUGUCAAUAAUGCUGGUAUGUGUUUCGCUAAACAAGAUGGCAGGGUUUGACGGCUAACUUUGGUUCCAGGCCCGGCUUCUGAUACGGAUGUUUCUGUAUGUUCAGUUUCAGGAAGGUUUCUAGAGUAGGGUGGUAGAUCCUGAAGAGUAAGCUGCCCUUACUUAGUGACGAGCAUGUGAAUUGCUAAAACAUAUUUGAUGAUCUGAGGGACCUCAGGAGAAGAAAAUGGAUUUUCUUCUGAUAAAAAAAGAAUUUUGUGGCUUCUUCUCUAUUAACGUAGCUAUUUGAUGGUUGAUAUCAUGGCCAGUGUCUAAACAUGAUUCGGUGACUGUGAUUGCUUGCAUCAUCUCUCGAUUUGAUAAAUAAUAAGCCUCAGAUGAAUGUAGUCCUUUUGGCAUAAAACCACUUUUGAGCUUGAUCUUGUAAAAGUCCCUAUGUAGUAGUAGCUUUCCUUGAGCGUGUGUAUAUACAGAUUUAUUUUUGAUGUUGGUUGUUAAUUUACUUGUUUUUUCAGCUGUAGACAAGUUUGAUUUUCUAUAAUUCUGCUUUUCUUCUUAUGGUAUUCAAUGUUUGUGUAAUAUUAGUAAAUAAGUGUGUAUACUGAUCUGAGAAAAGAAACUUGGUUAUUGACAACUGAACUGGAUACUGAUCAGUCAUGGCUCAACAAUGAGCAGAACAUGACUGGACUGGCGUGAGUUGAAAUCCUUAAAUAUCCAGGCUUUUAAUCAUAAGAGAAGUAAGACAUGGAGAGGUGUUGCACAGAAAUGCUCAAUUUGAGCUUAAUUGUGUUUAAUUUUUUGUUUUUUCAUUUUAUCUAUUGUUGCAAAUGGAAAUUAGCAAAAGAUGAGUUAAGAGAAAGAAUUGCAGAUUUUCAGGAUUAGGGGGAUAAAAUAUUUUGCCUUAGAUAAAUGUUUUGAGUCCUCUGCUUGUAGGGACUUGUCUACAGUGUUCUGUGUCUUGUAAUCAGUAGUUCAGUUGUCUCCUGUGUAUACUGUAUCAUGUUUGUAAGAGAGAUUGCAUCGGCUUCAGACUGCAUGGAACUAUUAUCUCAAACCCAACCUCCAGUGCCUUAACUUAUUUCAGUAAAAAAAAGAGUGCGAGAAUUGUGAGCGCAUCAAUUUGUCACACUAAACAUGGCUGGUUAAUUGGUUGUCAAAAUCCAACUUUAUCAGUUUUUGACACUGGAUCCUACUCCAUGCAGAUCUCAGUUUAUUGACAGUGCAGCUGCAGGGCUGGGGCUGGUUAGAGUGGAGCUUAAUGCAUAUGUGUAUGCUUGUUUGUCAGUCAUGUGUCUGAUGCAUUUCAUUUUCUUAGCUUGUCAAUGCAAUGUCGGUAUGUAUCAGAAUCCUGUGUUUAACUCGCAAUCAAACAUGAGAUUUGCAGUUUUCAGCCAAAUACACUGGUUUUAUUAAAUGAUUAUGUGUUUGCUGAGCCU
Molecule: messenger RNA, 5122 nt
Organism: Anoplopoma fimbria (sablefish)
Lineage: Eukaryota; Metazoa; Chordata; Actinopteri; Perciformes; Anoplopomatidae
Gene: larp4ab
Product: La ribonucleoprotein 4Ab
Exons: 15
Coding region: 480-2777 (765 amino acids)
Biological process (GO): positive regulation of translation
Cellular component (GO): cytosol; cytoplasmic stress granule
Molecular function (GO): mRNA 3'-UTR binding
Source: RefSeq, a predicted model, not a curated record